AGCGUUGGCAGAGGUUUGUCAGUUUUUCGUUGGAUUCUGUGCAUGAUGUGGGAUUAAGUUGCAUUUUUGUCAGUGAGCUGCCUCAAAGUUUGCGGAUUCGAAGAGAACGGGGCCAGUGAUGUCUUCCUUUUAUGUCAAGCAGGUACCAGAUCGUGGUGCAGGGUGAGGCGUCAGAGACAGAUUCCGACGAUGAAGUCUACAUCACCUCCCUUCCUGCUCCACAGACUGUCACAGGGGGAGCCAAGGUCGACAGAGUGAGGGUUACCGGGGAGGCGUCUGAGACAGACAGUGAGGGUGAGCUGGAGAGGACAGACCAAGAGCAAAGGAAUGCCAAUGCAUCAGGAUUCAGCAAGGAACAUACCCACAUACUGAGGAGAGACUUGCCUCCCCUUAUAGUGGUCAGAGACCACCCUGAUUUACAGUCAGUAGUGGAAGAUAGGCCAAGCCCUACCCACAGACCACAUGGUGAAACCCUGCUGCAGCAGAAACUGCAAGAGUCUAACAGCCGACUGUGCACUGAUGUGGGGCAGACACUACGCCAGGUGUAUGGCCAUGCCAGCCGAGAGGUGCGCGGUGCCACAGCUCAGCUCAACACUUCCCAAAGCGCCAUCAUAAACGCCUCCCACAGUAUCAGGCUAAUACUGGAUGACCUGAAGGCUGUGAGCGAGAAGAUAGACAUCAUUACCAGCUUUCAUCUGCUACCUGAUAUUAACAUUAACCCUGUUAAUAAUACAACCCCGGUGCCUUAAGACACUAACCCGGAUAUUUUCUUUUUUUUUUCCACCUGAGCAUAUCAUGUUUGGGUAUGUUUUGUUUGAAUAAGGGUAUGGCUUAGGGAGACAAAAUGCAACCCGUCCGUCUGUUCUGAUAAACUGGUAAAGGCUGUGUGUCUAGAACGGGGCUGCUGACUGAGACAGGACUAGUUACUUCUCCUACCCACUGUUUUUGAGCUUGUUUUGGGGGUUGAAUUACAUGUUCUUUUCUUGGCUGUAUCAAGAUUUUACUGUCGUUGUCUCACCUUGUUUUUGCUGUAUGCCGGCAUUGUUAUGUACCCUCAUGUGGCACAUAAUCCUCCCAAGUCAACUGUGCUUUAUUACUUUGUGAUGAUCAUCUGACUGCCAAACUCAGACAACUCUCUGCAGCUCUAACUUUGUCAUUAACAUUUCUUUUUACUAUUUGUUUUAAUUGAUUAAUUAAUUGAUUAGUUUUAGUUAGUUAAUUAAUUAUAUGUUUAAUCUAAUCUCUUCAAUCCUACCAACAAUUGAUUUACCUGCUAUUUGAUAACAAAACAAGUCAUUUAAAAGUCUGUUGGAUGUGUUUUUGUUUUUCAAGAAUUUAAAAGGUGAUAUCUGUAACAACCUAAUCUUUAACACCUGUUCACACGUACAGAAUAUGGAUGGUCUAAAGAGAAGAAGACAUCUCUGUCCGUCAAAGGUCUGCCAGUGGACACAAACAUAGAGGUGCCCAGAUGUUAAUGAACAAUAUAGUGAUGGGUUUUGUCACAGUUUGGCAAAUGGAAUUAAAUUUGUUUUGCACUCAAAAAGGCUGUUGUAGGUAGGAAUUGUGGCAAAUUGCAAAGCUGAACUUGCUUUUAUUACUUGAAAAAAAUGUUGGGUUGAGUAAUAUAUUAGUGGGUGGCGCAGUGGUUAGCGCGGUCGCCUCAUAGCAAGAAGGUCCUGGGUUCGAGCCCCGGGAUAGUCCAACCUUGGGGGUCGUUCCGGGUCGUCCUCUGUGUGGAGUUUGCAUGUUCUCCCUGUGUCUGCGUGGGUUUCCUCCGGGGGCUCCGGUUUCCUCCUACAGUCCAAAGACAUGUAGGUGAGGUGAAUCGGCUGUACUAAAUUGUCCCUGUGUGUGUGUGUGUGUGUGGCCCAGUGACUGUUGGGAUAGGCUCUAGCAGCCCUGAGAGCAGGGUAAGAAGUCUGGAUAAAUGAAUGAAUGUUUUAAGUGAGUCGUGUUGGGAGUAAAGUAUCAAAUACCCAUACCCAGAUGUAUUUAAUGCAACCACAUUUUGAACCAGACAGGAAAGCAAUGAAAUAUCUCUCAAUAUGACAUUUAAUGUUUAUGAUCAGUUAGAUUUCCGAAAUAGUACUUGCACACUCGGAACAGGUUUUGAAAUAAACUGCUUCAUUUCAUUGACUGAAAUGUAUGAAACCUUGCAUUUCUGUACAGAUCUGAUGUUCUGUAAUUUUCUGCGGUCGUUACGCCCGUGUCGGCUGAACUCUGCCAUGGGUGUGCAGUCGCAAAUGCUUCCAUGUCCAAGCACUUUUGUCCACACACAUGUUGCACAUGGGUGGGAAAUAAAGGAUGCAUGUCCCUGCCCCCCCCCCCCCCCCAACCAUUCCCCCCAGAUAUCACAAAGAACUCACAGGCUACUCUGAUCUUGUCGCCACUCAUG
This is a messenger RNA of Lampris incognitus (smalleye Pacific opah), 2395 nucleotides long. It is a transcript of the gene bloc1s3, whose product is annotated as biogenesis of lysosomal organelles complex-1, subunit 3. The coding region runs from base 132 to 749 and encodes 205 amino acids. Lineage: Eukaryota; Metazoa; Chordata; Actinopteri; Lampriformes; Lampridae. Gene Ontology annotation, cellular component: BLOC-1 complex. The record is from RefSeq and is a predicted model, not a curated record. The transcript has 5 exons.